CAACACCUUUCAGACCGGAGAGGAAAAGGGGCGGGGAUGAGGAGGAAGGCAUUUUCAGCCCGUAGAGUGUUUCAGUGUGUGUUUGUGUGAGUCAAAAGUGUGGGUCUGCAGUUCGGCUACAUUUUAUGGGAAAGUCAGUUUCCCACCAUUGUGUCCUCAGCGGUUGCCAGACACUGACAGGGCUUGUAGUCUGUGUGUGUGUGGAGUUCUGUGUGUGUAGAGAACAGACGCUGCUGAUUUCAGAGAGCAGCACAGGAAGAGGCAGAGUUCAGAUCGUGUUGGAGCCUCUGAGGUGAAGGCAGCUCUUCCAAAUCUGCGAGUGUCCGGCUGUCUCUCUGGACUGGUUUUGUUUUUCCAUCCUGUGGUUGUGGAGCGUUGACGUCCUGCUUUUGAUUUUGAGCGUGGCGGUUCCCGGCGUGGCCUAGCCAGUGGUGCUAGUGGCAGUGGUGAGCUACAGGGCUGCAUGCCAUGGGCUGUGUCUUCUCCCUGCCAGAGGACAGGAGAGAUGCUGCUGAGAGAACACCCACCACAAGAGAGACCAGUUUCAUUGAGAAAAUGAAGAAAACAGGCAAGAACAUCAUUGUGUUCUACGGCUCCCAGACGGGCACAGCAGAGGAAUUUGCUAACAGACUGUCCAAAGACGCUCAGCGCUACGGCAUGAAAGGAAUGGCUGCCGAUCCAGAGGAGUACGAAAUGGGGGAGCUGUCCCGUCUAUCUGACAUUAAAAACUCCCUCGCCAUAUUUUGCAUGGCCACCUACGGUGAGGGAGACCCAACAGAUAACGCUCAGGACUUCUACGACUGGCUGCAGGAAAAUGAUGAUGAAGACCUCUCUGGACUGAACUACACUGUAUUCGCUUUGGGCAACAAGACAUAUGAACAUUACAAUGCAAUGGGAAAAUACGUUGACAAAAGGCUCGAAGAACUCGGGGCCAAGCGCAUCUUUGAUCUUGGCUUAGGAGAUGAUGAUGGCAAUUUGGAAGAGGACUUUGUUUCAUGGAGAGAGCAGUUCUGGCCGGCCGUCUGCGAGCACUUUGGAGUGGAAGCCUUGGGAGAUGAAUCAAGCAUACGGCAGUACGAGCUGAAGGAGCACACUGACAUCAACAUGAACAAAGUGUACACAGGAGAAAUUGGCCGCUUGAAGAGUUUCGAGGUCCAAAAGCCGCCCUUUGAUUCGAAAAACCCUUUCCUGGCUCCAGUCACUGUCAACCGCAAACUCAACAAAGCAGGGGACAGACAUCUUAUGCACUUGGAACUGGAUAUAACAGGCUCCAAGAUCAGAUAUGAGUCAGGAGACCACGUUGCUGUUUUCCCCACAAAUGACUCUGCACUUGUGAACAAACUGGGACAAAUCCUUGGAGUGGACCUUGAUGUGGUUAUCUCUCUAAACAACCUUGAUGAGGAGUCAAACAAGAAGCACCCUUUCCCUUGCCCCACCACCUACCGCACGGCCCUCACUCACUACCUGGACAUCACACACCCUCCUCGCACCAACGUCCUCUAUGAGCUGGCACAGUACGCCUCUGACCCCAAAGACCAGGAUAAUAUGCGAAAGAUGGCCUCUUCCUCACCUGAGGGCAAGGCACUCUACCAGAACUGGGUGUUGGAUGCCAGUAGAAACAUCCUCGCCAUCCUGGAGGAUAUGCCUUCUUUGAAGCCUCCCAUAGACCACCUGUGUGAGCUGCUGCCUCGUCUCCAGGCUCGCUAUUAUUCCAUCGCCUCCUCCUCGAAGGUUCACCCCAACAGCAUCCACAUCUGUGCAGUAGUGGUGGAGUACAAGACCGCUACCGGCCGCCUCAACAAGGGAGUUGCCACCAACUGGCUAAAGAACAAACUGGUCACUGACAACGGCCACAAGUCCACCGUACCCAUGUAUAUCCGCAAGUCUCAGUUCCGCCUCCCCUUCAAAGCCACCAACCCAGUGAUCAUGAUCGGCCCUGGGACAGGAAUUGCUCCCUUCAUGGGCUUCAUCCAGGAGAGGGGCUGGCUCAAAGAGCAAGGAAGGGAGGUUGGAGAGACAGUGAUGUAUUUCGGCUGCAGACAUAAGAACGAGGAUUAUAUCUACCAGGAGGAGCUGGAGGAAGCAGAGAAAAAUCAAGUUGUAACGCAGCUUAAUGUCGCCUUCUCCAGAGACCAGGAGCACAAGGUGUACGUGCAGCAUCUCCUGAAGAAGAAUAAGGAGCACCUCUGGAAGCUGAUUCAUACAGACAACGCUCAUAUCUACGUCUGCGGGGAUGCAAGGAACAUGGCUAAAGACGUGCAGACGGCCCUCUACGAGAUAGGAGAAGAACUGGGAGGCAUGACGCGCACACAGGCCACAGACUACAUCAAGAAACUGAUGACGAAGGGACGCUACUCGCAAGACGUCUGGAGUUAAAGAGCAUCAGUCUCACUACUCAACUGUUGGUUUUAAAUUUUCUAUUUUUUAUUGUGUGUCUUGUUUUAUCAGGACUGGAUAUAAAACCAUUUAACACUUGCUCAUCACCCUGGUUCAUGAAAACUAGAGGUAGCAGAAGAUCUUGAGGCAAACACUACCUCAGCAGGUUUUGUCGAUAAACACAUUCAGCAGUUUUAGUCUGUAUUUCCUGUGUAUGCUACACUAUGUUUCUGGACCACCAGCCUGUGUCUGCUGGGGGGUCCUGACUUGAGCCGUGGUCUCAGACCAAACAACCCCAACUGGUUUCUAGAGAUCAUUAAGAAUCUGAUUAUAAAUGAAUGAAUUUGUUCAAUCGGGUGGUUGACUGCAACUCUGGGUGCUUGGGGGUUGGGUGUAGGACACUGCUGGCUUUAAAUUCCUCAUUCUUUCAUGCAAAUUCAGCAGAGAGUCAUCUUCAUUUUAGAUUUAAAGUGGAAACGGACAACUUUUUAAACACAAAGAUGACCAGAUCUCUUUCUGUUUUCCUCUGAGCCUGGCAACAGGGCUCAUUUUGCUGCAGAGUUUUGUCCAGUUAAUUCAAUUGUUCCACUGUCUGCCAUUUCCGCUACUGGGAAUUGUAACUACAAAGACCUCAGACUGAUACUCUUUGGUAACUGGAGAUGGCUACCCGGGAAAACAAAAGCGCUAUCCUCUUCCUGUUUUAGUUUCACAAUUGUUGAUGCACGUCCUUUGUGCUUGAGGCCUCAUUUUUCCAGGAGAUCAUAUCCAGUGUCAGACAGAACUGUAUAAUGAAAGCGAGGCCUAUAGGGAGCCAGUGUAAACGCAGAUGGUGUCAUUAUUCUAUAGCCACUAUAUUGUGUGUUCACUUUACUUCUGAUGCAAAAAAUGUCUAUUUCCACUUUAAUUUUGAUCAGAUUCAUUUUUAUAUUGAUGAGUCAACCAGAGCAGCUUUACAAACUGAUGACUUGGCAUGGGGCAGGGUCUCGCCGCGCCCCACUUCUGAAUGCACCUGAUAUAAUUCCACUGUGAACAUAAAGAUUUAAAUUAAAAGAAGUUUGUUCAUUUUGCCAUCUUGAAAUAUUCCUAACUUUUAUCUGACUGAGUAACAAAUCGUGGACGUGACACCGCAGUAUGUUGGAUCAUAUGUUGAAGUGAAUAUACAGAUGUGUGUUCCUGUUGCAGUGUGAACACUCGGAGAGGCUUUAGACGUGACAGGUUGAUGACAUUAGUUUCUCUCGGAGCUGAUAUUGUCGUACUUUUGAAAGUACUUACAACACAUUAAAUGUUUUAGAGAAUAUGUAAAAAAAUUCUGUGAGGAAACUGUGUGAUGUAACAAACUAGGUACAAUUAUAUUUGCCUUUGUAUUUUGACAAGGGAUUUUGCCUCUUAUGCAUAAGUUGCUGUUCAUUUUAAUCAGUAGCAGUAACCUUUUGGAGAGGCACAAGAAGUGGUGCAAAGGAGAAGAUCAUGUUUAGAAAAAAAUAUUAGAUUAUGUGGAUUUUAUUUCUCAUAAAAGCCUGCCUUUAAAGAUAAAAAAUUAAUCUGACAUUACCCUGUAAUAUUUGUAAAAUGUUAAUUUGAAAUUUGCCUUGAAUCCAGAUCUGGCCUCCUGAUUGGUGGUUCUUUGUUUUAUAUGCAUCUGACAGCAGAGGAGUGUGACGAGGGUUUGUCACGUGGCAGUAACACUCAGACACGUGACGACCACCUCAGUUUAAUUAUCUGUAUUUUUGUAUUUUGUUUUGUCCAAUUACAUAUGCACCACUACAUGGAGAAGAUGACCAGACACAUGGAAAUGUUUUGUCUCUGAGCAUCUGUUUCAUCUAAGAGACAGAUGCUAAGUACAUAAGUGUGAAUAUGGUGAGUGUGAGGAGGUCUGCCAACCAGUUAAAAUGCAGCCUGUGCCUUUAUAACACUGCCUUAUGUUAUCAGUUAGCAUUUAAACCCUGACGCUUCACUGUUGUUGUUUAUUUCUUCCAUGCUUACAUUGUGGUAGAAAGUCACUUUACUCAGUACUGUCACUUUUUUGUCAUUCCAAUUUAUGAUGUAAUUAUUUGAUUUUAUCAAGGCAUGCAUUUUUUUAUGAAUAAAAUUGGAAUAAUUUGUCA
Molecule: messenger RNA, 4481 nt
Organism: Epinephelus lanceolatus (giant grouper)
Lineage: Eukaryota; Metazoa; Chordata; Actinopteri; Perciformes; Serranidae
Gene: porb
Product: P450 (cytochrome) oxidoreductase b
Biological process (GO): response to hormone
Cellular component (GO): cytosol
Molecular function (GO): NADPH-hemoprotein reductase activity; flavin adenine dinucleotide binding; FMN binding
Source: RefSeq, a predicted model, not a curated record